This is a messenger RNA of Aspergillus saccharolyticus JOP 1030-1, 1479 nucleotides long. RefSeq names its product putative flavin dependent monooxygenase. Bases 1 to 1479 code for a protein of 492 amino acids. Lineage: Eukaryota; Fungi; Ascomycota; Eurotiomycetes; Eurotiales; Aspergillaceae. The record is from RefSeq and is a predicted model, not a curated record. The transcript has 2 exons. Gene Ontology annotation, molecular function: N,N-dimethylaniline monooxygenase activity; flavin adenine dinucleotide binding; NADP binding.
AUGACACGAUCAAAACAGAUCAGCCGCAUCGCUGUCAUUGGUGCUGGUCCUACGGGUCUUGCUGCAGCCAAGUACUUGCUCGCUGAAAAGUACUUUGAGAAGAUCGAUGUCUUUGAGCAGAGGGCUGUCGCCGGUGGGGUCUGGAAUUACUCUCCACCUUCCUUGAAGGACCAGGUCCCCAGGACUGUGCCUCAGCUUGACCCCCACCAGCCCCUGCAAGGACCAAUAUGGCAUACGGUCAAAGGAGGGGAAGAGCCGGUAUUCGUCUCGCCAAUCUACCGAGACUUGGAGACGAAUCUUCCCAAAGAGAUCAUGCGGUACAGCGACAAGCUCUUCAAGGCGAAGACCCAAGUACUACCUAAGCAUGCCACGGUGAAGGAAUACCUCCAAGAGUAUGCGGAAGAAAUCCGCCACCUGAUCCAAUUCGAGACCCAGGUCUCCGAUGUCAGGAAGGAAGUUCUUGGAGAAGGCAGUUGGUCGGUCACUACGAGGAGUCUGCGUACGGGAGACACCAAGACCAACUCGUACGAUGCCGUGGUGGUCGCUAGCGGCCACUAUGAUCUUCCGUUCACCCCGGACAUCCCCGGGAUCACGCACUGGAAUGAGACAUAUCCCGGAGUCAUCUCACACUCCAAGCUCUACGACUGUGCCGAACAGUUUCGUGACAAAAAGGUUGUGGUGGUGGGGAGCUCGGCGUCAGGCCUCGAUAUCAGCAACCAGAUCCUCCCCGUCAGCAAGGGAAAGGUCAUCGUCUCCGAGAGAAACCAGUCGCUGCUUGCUUCCGCGGCGGGGGAUACCAGCAAAGUCUAUCGACCUCAGAUCGUGGAGUUUCUGCCGUCAGAUUCCCACAGCCGAGCCGUCCGCUUUGAAGAUGGGCAUGUGGAGGAGAACAUUGAUGCCAUUGUGUUCUGCACCGGAUACUUGUAUACAUUUCCGUUCUUGUCCUCGCUGGAUCCACCUCUCAUCACGAACGGCCGGCGAGUGGUGAACACAUAUCAGCAUCUCUUCUACAUCCAUGACCCCACCCUGGUGCUCACUGCCCUUCCGCAAAGAGUCGUGCCAUUCCCCUUGUCUGAGAAUCAGGCCGCUGUGUUUGCGCGUGUGUUCUCCGGACGCCUCAGCCUCCCAUCUCCAGAUGCGAUGAACGAGUGGGAGCAGUCCACCGUUCGUGAAAAGGGGGAGGGGACGCCGUUUCACCUGCUACCGUUUCCUCAAGAUGCUGAUAUGAUGAAUUUCUUGCAUGACUGGGCCAAGCAAGCCGAGCCUCGACCAGGACUUGACCACGGCGGUCAUGGCAAACCGUGCAAUGAUUGGGGAGAGCGCGAGAGAUGGAUCCGAGCACAGAUUGCGGAUAUCAAACGAGCGUUUGGACAGAAAGGCGCCGAGCGUGGUUUGAUUACCUCUCUUGCGCAACUCGGUUUCGACUAUGAUAGACGGGAUGAGGAAGAGAAGAAUCCCUCCAGUAUACAUUUGGGCUAG